Symbiodinium sp. CCMP2592 is the source of this 2367-nucleotide messenger RNA. Lineage: Eukaryota; Dinophyceae; Suessiales; Symbiodiniaceae. The record is from the annotation of a GenBank genome assembly.
AUGAUCGCCGACGCAAAGAACAAGACGGCGCUGAUGCCCUGGGUACUCAUGCACGGGGUUUUUUGCAUGCUGUCCCUGGCCGCGACCUUCUCUUUGUGGAUCUCCGUCGCAGGGCACGAGGGUGGGACGAACUGCACGAAGCUUCAGGCUCUGAGCCCGACGUUCUGCGCGGAGCAGUCUUUAGCAUGGAUAAGUCCGGCUCCUGACGGAUUUUCGGCCUCGGAAUGCUGCCAUCAGCUCAUGUCGUCGACGAUGACUACCACCGUCACUCAGACAACUACUCGGACGCUUCCAUCCAGACAAGCUUUGCCAUGCUUGUGCAAUGCUUCCGGUGCAGAGCUGCUGUGCGAAACAGGCACUGGCCAGGUGUGCUCCUUGCUGGACACCGAAGAAAGGACAGAAGCCUGUUUUGCUGAAGGGACUCUCUGCACUCCUGCCACGUUGUGUCGAACCCGGGCAAGCCUUUCUGCGGAUUGCAGUCGCUUUCUCGAGGAGCCGGACUGCUCAAGACAGGCAGCCUGCGUUUGGGAAGAUGCCGAAGUCAACUAUGCCUACCAAUGCCGGCCGGCCGAAAGCCAGGACGCCAUCUCGGUAGGUCUGUGCGCUGGAUACUUGUCAAAGUCCUCAUGUAACGAGCAGAUCAUUUGCAAGUGGCAGCUGGUACCACUUGGUGAAGAGCGAUGUAGCAAUGGAGGAAGCUGGCGUGGCUGUAUCAGCAGUAUACCAUCCCUCGACCACCUCUGCAGUGAGUUCAAGACAUCACCCGAUUGUGCAACAGACCGUUUUUGUCAGUGGAGUGCGACCUGCAACUGCGCCGACGACUUUUUUGGCGACCUCUGCGAGAAGCAGGUCGCUCCUUUCAGUCGCCGUAGUGGCUGCACCGGGCCGGUCGGACCAGGUGAGAUGUGCCAGGCAAUCGUCUACGCGGCUUCUGCGAGUGAUCGGUUUCGCUGCGCGACGACUGGCCUCGACGUGGCAUGCAGCGAUUGGCUCCGCUUGAAGGAGACGGCCGAGGUGAUGUAUGAAGCCGAGCUUGGUGGAACCGUCGUCGAUUUUUUGGCUUUCUUCCUGGGACUGGCGAUCAGCUUCAGCAUCCACAAGAUGUCCAACUUCUACGGUUAUCGUCGCUUCGCGCUCUUCGCUCUUGUCGUCAGCUUUCUGGCCGACCUCACUCUUGAAGCGAUUCUCUCAACCUCCGUGUCGGCAGCAGCCAACGUGCUGGACCGGUUCAAGGAAUGUGCUUCACAAGAGACGAACGGCGACAGCUCGUUCACGAAGAUGAAGGCCACGGCCGACUGGAUUCGCAUACUCGCCUUCGCAAACAUCAUCAUCGCUUCCAUCGGUCUCUGCGGUGACAUUGCGGGAGCGGCGCUGGACUGGAGUAGAGAUCCUGCCAUCAAGGCUGGACUACUACUGGUAACUCACCUUGCCGGUGGCCUUGAAGCGGUCAUUGGGCUCUUCAGCUGGCGUCUCAACACCGAGCCCUUCAUUGAAGAGCUCCAAGCUGUGGAGAUGGCCGCUCUGGGCCUUGAAGAGUUGGAGCGCGGACGGGGUCAGAUGUGCUUCACCAGGCAUCCCGACCUAUCCGGGCCUGAAGUGGUCAGCAUGGGCUGGAGUAAUCCCAUCAUCUACAUCCUGUUGCCCGGCGCCCUGACGCUGGUCUCUUUGUCCUUGGCACUCGUGGUUGCUUUUUGCGUGCCAAGAUCGGCAAACGAGGUGAUGGAGAUGGAGUUGCCCACAGGCCGCCGCCGAGUCAGACCGGCUCCGGUAAUGGAAUUUGAGAAGCCCACCCCGCCUGGCAAACCUCGACAGCCAGAGGCCGUCGCGCCAAAGGGGCAGGCGCCUCCACCCCUAAACCCUACCAAGACUGCCCCUGACAAACCACGACAGCCAGAGGCCGUCGCGCCAAAGGGGCAAUCGCCACCACCCCUGAACCCUGCCCUGAACCCUGCCAAGACUGCGCCUGACAAGCCCCGACAGCCAGAGGCCGUCGCGCCAAAGGAGCAAGCGCCUCCACCCCUGAACCCUACCAAGUCUGCGCCUGACAAACCCCGACAGCCAGAGCCCGUCGCGCCAAAGGAGCAAGCGCCUCCACCCCUGGACCGUACCCAGACUGUCCCUGACAAGCCCCGACAGCCAGAGGCCGUUGCGCCAGAGGAGCAGGCGCCUCCACCGCUGGACACCACCAAGACUGCGCCUGACAAGCCCCGACAGCCAGAGGCCGUCGCGCCAAAUGGGCAAGCGCCUCCACCCCUGAACCAUACCCAGACUGUCCCUGACAAGCCCCGACAGCCAGAGGCCGUCGCGCCGAAGGGGCAAGCGCCUCCACCCCUUAUCCCUGCCAAGACUGUUGAUGAGAUUAUGUAA